Trichechus manatus latirostris (Florida manatee) is the source of this 2631-nucleotide messenger RNA. It is a transcript of the gene BRD9, whose product is annotated as bromodomain containing 9. Gene Ontology annotation, cellular component: nucleus. Lineage: Eukaryota; Metazoa; Chordata; Mammalia; Sirenia; Trichechidae. The record is from RefSeq and is a predicted model, not a curated record. The coding region runs from base 37 to 2631 and encodes 864 amino acids. The transcript is spliced from 13 exons. Gene Ontology annotation, biological process: regulation of transcription by RNA polymerase II.
CUAGGCGGGGCGGCGCUCGCGCUGUUGUGCGGCGCCAUGGGCAAAAAGCACAAGAAGCACAAGGCCGAGUGGCGCUCAUCGUACGAGGAUUAUGCAGACAAGCCCCUGGAGAAGCCCCUGAAGCUGGUCCUGAAGGUCGGAGGAAGCGAGGUGACUGAGCUCUCCGGGUCUGGCCACGACUCCAGUUACUACGAUGACAGGUCGGACCACGAGCGGGAGAGGCACAGAGAAAAGAAAAAAAAGAAGAAAAAAAAGUCAGAGAAGGAGAAGCACCUCGAUGAUGAGGAAAGGAGGAAGCGAAAGGUGGAGGCAGGCAGCUGCAGCGUCUGGGGAGGAUCCAGCCCCGUCGGCCCUUACCUUCCUACGGGUCAGUCAGACUCGCAGGAGCUGGUGUGUCAGGAUGUCGCAGGUGGUUCCCGCUGGGAGGAGGGGUCUCGCCUCUGCUGGGCAGUUGCCACCUGGCCCUUGUGGGGGACGCGUCAGCACUGUGUCUGCGAGGUCCUUGUGGGGGACCCGUCAGAGCUGCAUGUCUGCGAGGCCCUUGUGGGGGACCUGUCAGCACUGCCUGUCUGCGAGGCCCUUGUCAGGGACCCGUCAGCACUGCAUGUCUGCGAGGCCCUUGUGGGGGACCCGUUGGCACUGCUUGUCUGCGAGGCCCUUGUCAGGGACCCGUCAGCGCUGCAUGUCUGCGAGGCCCUUGUGGGGGACCCGUCGGCACUGCUUGUCUGCAGGGCUCUUGUGGAGGACCCGUCAACACUGUGUGUCUGUGAGGCCUGCAUUGGGGACAUGUGGACACGUCACUGCUGCGUGUCUGUGAGGAAAGAUCCUCAUGGAUUUUUUGCUUUCCCCGUCACGGAUGCUAUUGCUCCUGGGUACUCAAUGAUAAUAAAACACCCGAUGGACUUUGGCACAAUGAAGGACAAAAUCGUCGCUCAUGAAUACAAGUCUGUUACAGAGUUUAAGGCGGAUUUCAAGCUCAUGUGUGACAACGCCAUGACCUACAACAGGCCCGACACCGUGUACUACAAGCUGGCCAAGAAGAUCCUGCACGCAGGCUUCAAGAUGAUGAGCAAACAGGCAGCACUCCUGGGCAGCGAGGACACGGCCGUCGAGGAGCCUGUGCCCGAAGUCGUGCCUGUGCAAGUAGAAACGGCCAAGAAAUCCAAAAAGCCCAGUAAAGAAGUUCUUAGCUGCGUGUUUGAGCCCGAGGGGAAUGCCUGCAGCCUGACAGACAGCACCGCAGAGGAGCACGUGCUGGCGCUGGUGGAGCAUGCAGCUGAUGAGGCGCGAGACAGGAUCAACCGCUUCCUGCCUGGGGGCAAGAUGGGCUACCUCAAGAAGAACGGUGACGGGAGCCUGCUCUACAGUGUGGUCAACGUGGCUGAGCCUGACGCUGAAGCAUCUGGGAGCACCAGGCAGCUUUUGGUGACAGACAAGUCCCCACAGCAUCCGAGCACAGUGUUUGUGCAGUGCGCUGUCAUGCGGCCCAUAGCACCCGAGCACGGCGUUCGUGCAGAGCACUUGCAGACGGCCUCUUUCAGCCUGCAGGAGUUUGUGAAGGAUGCGGGGAGGUACAGCCAGAAGUUGGUGGAUGACCUCCUGGACCAGAUCACCGGGGGCGACCACUCCAGGAUGCUGGUCCGGCUGAAGCAGGUGGGUACCUUGCCCCGCCAGGCUGCACACUGGGCCCUGCUGCUGGCGUCUUCCUGGUCCACACGAGUGGUCAGAGAAGAACAUGCCGUUUUUAGGGAAUCACUAGCUAUUCUUCCCUUGCUGGCUUUGGUUUCUUUUGCUUUAAACAGUCAUUUUUACCUUUUGGAGAGACUUGAGAUCGAGAAAGGAAAAGUCCUGUAUGUGUGCCACGUGUUUGCAGUCCGUGGCGCUCUCCCUAACUCCCUGGGUCCAGCUUCUUUCCUCUGCUGGCAGUCUCCUUCACUCCAAAGCCGUUUCUCAGAGUGCAGGUCUACCGUCCGUAGAUUCGCUCAGCUCGUUUGCCUGAGAGUCUGUAUUUCGCCUUCGUCUGGGUCCGUUUUCCCUGCAUGGAGCACUAGACCAGCAAGCAAGGAAUCGAGGUGGGAGGAGAUCGAGGUAAUGGGGGAACAUCUGGGCACAGUCUGGAACCGUGGCUGUGUCUGCAAAGAAGCAGGUGUAGGAGGUGCCACGCGGCGGGCCCGACAUGCAGAGAACGUCCAGGGUCAGUGGCACAUGCGUGGGCAGGUGGUGGAGAGAGAAGCUCUGAUGGAGCGGGCACUAUGGGAGCUGUGGGUUGGAGACUCGCUUGGAGACGGUGGCGGCUCCGUUCUGGAUUUCAUGUCCAUGAAGCCGUAUUCUGACGUCUCUCUUGAUAUCUCUAUGCUUAGCUCUCUGGGGAAGGUGAAGAAGGAGCUGGACCACGAUGAGGGCCAUCUGGGUCUGGAUGAGACAACGAAGCUGCUGCAAGACCUGCACGAGGCACAGACUGAGCGUGGUGGCUCCCGGCCCUCAUCCAACCUCAGCUCCCUGUCCAACACCUCUGAGAGGGAUGCACACCACUUGGGUAAGCUCCAGGCCCUGCGGCAGUGCUGGUUCUUCAGAUUCCACGCAGCACCCACCUUAGGUACAGAAGUAGCAGUAGUUGGCGUUUGGGAAUAG